This is a messenger RNA of Aethina tumida (small hive beetle), 1701 nucleotides long. Its product is annotated as phospholipase A2 inhibitor. Gene Ontology annotation, cellular component: membrane. The record is from RefSeq and is a predicted model, not a curated record. Gene Ontology annotation, molecular function: protein binding. Lineage: Eukaryota; Metazoa; Arthropoda; Insecta; Coleoptera; Nitidulidae. Bases 157 to 1305 code for a protein of 382 amino acids. The transcript has 2 exons.
AAACCAUAAUACAAGAAUACGGGUUUCCCAAUAUUAUUUUGAGAAAUUCACCUUUCUUGAUUGCGGGAAUUGUUUAACGUUUAUUUUAUUUGGUGUAUCGUCAGCAGUUGGUGUGGUGUUUUCAAAAUCGCUCUUCUAUAAAUAUUAUUUAAAAGAAUGAAAACGAGGUUAGUCUUGCUCAUCUCCACCAUAAUCCUCAGCUGUCUUCCACCCACGAAGGCGAAAAUCUCAUUAUGCAGCCAGUCACUGAAGGACUGUCAGUGCGGCAAGCAGUUCGUGGAGACCCAGAGCAUGUUUGUGGUGAACUGCACCAACACCCAGUUCACCACCACCGACAUGCUGCAGGAUCUGCCUGAGGAGACCAACAUGCUGAUCUUCACUGGCAACCACAUCGACACGCUGCCGAUGAACGUCUUCGGCACCUCCUUGGACUUGAGCGAAUUGAGGAUCAUCGACAUGAGCAACAACGGCAUCAGGGACAUCAAAGGGAAGGCGUUCCACCGCGUGGAGAACGUCCAACGUUUGAUACUAAAUCACAAUAACAUAUCCAUAUCGGCCAAUUUGAACGUCAACUAUCAUCAUCCGAGGGUGUUUUCGAAUUUCGUCAACUUACAGGAGUUGCAUUUGACGAACGCCUUUCAGGACAACACCGACGCCGCAUUGGCCGACGAUUUGCACGACAUCUUCGUCAACAGCAACCUCACGCAACUGUACAAGCUUCAUUUAGAACAGAACGAGAUUAGGUAUUUCAAAGACGAGAACGUGUUCUGCGAUUUGCCCAAUCUUCACGACGUUUAUUUAGGACAAAACAACAUUCCCAGUCUGAACUUCAACGUGAAUUGUUUGAAGAAGUUGCGCUACUUGGAUUUGGAAAGCAACAACAUCACGAAAUUCUCCCAAAGGGACCUGGACGCUUUUGACAAGCUGGCACAGCCGUACAAGUCGGAAAAUUUAAUACUGGACAUCGACAACAAUCCGUUUAGGUGCGACUCGGCAGUUAAAAAUUUAUACAACUGGCUGCACAAAACCAGCGUCAAGGUGCGUAAUUUGGAACGACUUGAAUGUCAUCAGGCGAAGUACGGCAGGAAAUACAUCAUGAACUUGAAAAAUCUGGCUGAAGGGAAGCACGCGAGGAUUUCUCAAGCUUUGACGGUUUUGCUUUGCGUUUUGGUUGUUAUUUUGAUCACUCUUUUGGCCGCUUAUGCUUAUUUGAAAAAGGAGACGGUCACACAUAAACUUAGUCCAUUGUUUGACGCUGUUUCUAGAAAAGUUCAGUACACCACUAUUGAGUCACAGGACGUGUAAUUUUAAUGUUAAUAGUAUUACGAAAAUUUUGUAUUGUUUCGAGUAUUUUUGUGCCAAACGAAACUGUUUAGUGCAAUCCUUGACAUUGUAAUAAUUGAUCUUAUAAAAUUAAUAACGUAGGAAAUAGGUAUGUGACACUAUCACAUGUGAUUAAUGCGAAUUGUGUGAAUAAAUUAUUAUAGGUAUUUACAUGAAGGCUAGAUUUAAUUAUUAUAACAUUGUAAAUAGACUAAACGAGGAUUUUAUUUUAAGUGCAUUUAAUGCUUUGAAAACUGUGUAUGUAUUAUGUAAAUAUAACUGACAAAUGUGUUCCUAAUAUAAUUUUAAUAUUUACGACAAUAAAACAGUAUGUAUGUAUGUAAAAGUGUGAUUAAUAAAGUAAUUUUUCAUUUUUAA